Molecule: messenger RNA, 4253 nt
Organism: Sander lucioperca (pikeperch)
Lineage: Eukaryota; Metazoa; Chordata; Actinopteri; Perciformes; Percidae
Gene: slc38a10
Product: solute carrier family 38 member 10
Exons: 18
Coding region: 373-3672 (1099 amino acids)
Biological process (GO): amino acid transmembrane transport
Molecular function (GO): amino acid transmembrane transporter activity
Source: RefSeq, a predicted model, not a curated record
UCUCACCUCCUCGACUAUAAGCUCUGCUUCCUGGAUACGCCGUUCAGAAAAAUAAUCAGGUUGGAUUUGCCGUUAUAUCGUAUACCGAGUUUCCUUCAACCUGUUGCAUUUACACACACGAAGACGCAAUUUUUUAACGAGAAAUUCCCAUUUAAUGUCAGGAAAUUAACGAUGAUGACGUAAUAUGGGACCGCGACGCGGUAGUCGCAGGGAAAGAGCGCCACGUCAUUGAUCAGCGGAGGAGUUAGAAAAACGCAAUUUAGUUCGAGUUCCCGCUUUGGACCAGAUAAUAGACAGUUAUACUUCACCGUUUGCCUUCACUUUGCUUGACAUUUUCUUACCAAAGGAGGACCAGUCAAUAGGCGGUUCAAAAUGACGGCGUCUAACUGGGGUCUUAUCAUGAACGUGGUGAACAGCAUCGUCGGAGUCAGUGUACUCACCAUGCCCUUCUGCUUCAAACAGUGUGGGAUAGUGCUGGGAACUCUCCUGCUGUUCUUCUGUUCGUGGAUGACCCACAAGUCUUGCAUGUUCCUGGUCAACACAGCGAGCAGCACCAAAAGAAGGACUUAUGCAGGAUUGGCCUUCCAUGCUUACGGGAAACCAGGAAAAACAGUGGUGGAGAUGAGUAUGAUCGGUUUGAUGUUGGGGACCUGUAUUGCCUUCUACGUCGUGAUAGCUGAUCUGGGCUCAAGUUUCUUCGCUCAGAUGUUAGGUUUACAGGUGACUGGCAGUUUCCGCGUGCUGCUGCUGAUCGCCGUGUCUCUGUUCAUCGUCCUCCCUCUGAGUCUGCAGAGGAACAUGAUGUCCUCCAUCCAGUCCUUCUCUGCUAUGGCGCUCAUGUUCUACACCCUCUUCAUGUUCACGAUAGUGUUGUCGUCUCUGCGCUAUGGCAUAAUCUCUGGCUCCUGGGUGGAGCGGGUUCACCUGUGGCGCUUCAAGGGCGUCAUUCAGUGCCUGCCUAUUAUCGCCACAACCUUCUGCUGUCACCCACAGGUGCUGCCGACCUACGACAGCCUGGACGAGCCGUCCGUCAAACGCAUGAGCACCAUCUUCACCUCUUCCCUCAACGUAGUCACCAUCUUCUACAUCACUGUGGGUUUCUUUGGCUACGUCAGUUUCACUGAUAACAUCGCAGGCAACGUGCUGAUGAACUUCCCGUCCAACCUUGUGACUGAGAUGAUUCGCGUGGGCUUUAUGAUGUCUGUGGCCGUCGGAUUCCCCAUGAUGAUCCUGCCCUGCCGCCAGGCCAUCAACACCAUGCUUUUUGAGCAGCAGCAGAAGGAUGGGACGUUUGCUGCCGGGGGAUACAUGCCUCCUCUGCGCUUCAAGAUGAUCACCCUCUGCAUUGUGUUUGGCACCAUGCUGGGAGGCAUUCUCAUCCCCAACGUGGAAACCAUUCUGGGUCUGACUGGAGCCACUAUGGGCAGCCUCAUCUGCUUCAUAUGCCCUGCUCUCAUCUACAGAAAGAUCCAGAAGAAUGGCUUCAUUUCUCAGCUGGUGCUUUGCGUGGGUCUGGGCAUCCUACUGGUCAGCACCUUCACCACCCUCUCAAUUUCAUCUAGAAGCCCCGGCACCAAGGUCCAAGCUCCUCCUCCUCCAGCACCUGUCAAGCACGACCUGCCCCUACCGGACUUCCCCGAACUGCACGACAAUCCAGCAAACAAGAAGCCAGCGGAGAUCGAGAAAGCUGAGCUUCCAGCUGUGCAGGUGGUGCAGCCUGUAGAGAGGGGCCCAGUUGAGCCCCCCCAGAUUAAAGGACCAGUGGAACUACCUGACAGGAAGAAGGAUGAAGAGGUGCAGUUGGACCGCCCUGAUGCUGGUGUCGCGGUGCCAGAGGGCGAAGCCCAUCGCCACGAACCCCCCAUCCCCCAUGACAAGGUCCAGGUGGACACAAGAAAUGAAGAGCCAGGUUUAGGGCACGCUGUGCAGGUAGCGGACAAAAAAGACGACAAAGUUGAAGAGAAACCAAAGCCUGCUGAGGCUGUUGUGGGGAAAGAGGAAGUGGAUUUGGGUGGUGGGGAAGUCCGGUCCAAUGAAGUGGUGGAGAAGCCGGUUGCUGGGGCAGACAAAAAGCAGGAUGUCCCCCCGCCAAAGGAAGUGGAGAAGCUCGAGCCUGUGAAAGAUCCUCUUGCAGGGAAUCAGGCUGCGGUGGCACAAGUCGAUAAAGCGGGCAAAGCUCCAGAUGCUGCUGGGAAACGUGAGGCUCCACUUCCUGAAGGAGAGCAUCAUCCUGCUGCAGACGAGGCUCCAGGUAUAGACAGCAAAGAUACGGCAGACGAGAAGAUGGACGUGAUAAAAAAGCUGGUUGCAGAGGGCCAGCUGGACCACGCCGUGCUACUGCAGGUGAUCAAGGAGCAGCAAGAGCAACAGAAGAGACUUCUUGACCAGCAGGAAAAACUACUGGCUGUCAUAGAAGAGCAACACAAGGAAAUCCACCAGAAACAACCGGCUGGGGCUGCUGAUGGUGAGGCAGAGAAAGGCAUCCAGGAGGGGGUGGAAGAUGGAGCAGCAAAGCCCAAAGAGCCUGGCCUGGACUCAGACCUGAUGCAGCCCAAGGAGGAAGCUGGAGCCGGAGCUGCCGAGCCUCAUCCCGCGGCCCAGAAUCAAGUGCAGGCCGGGGAUAAGGGUGUCGAGGUUGUAGCUAAGCAGGCGGCUUACAAGGAGGAUGGCCAUGUUGCACUCGGAGGAGAAUCCAAUAAGCAGAGUGAGCUUGGGGCAAAGGGAGUGCCACUGGGAAAGAAAAGACCUGAGGACCGUCAGCCUGUACCUAAAAAUGAUCAGGCAGCUCAACUUAAAGAUGAAGAAAGAAGCCUAGAUAAGGAAAAAGAAAAAACUGAAAAUCUUAAAAAAGAUCAGGCAAGACUGGAAAAAGAACAGCUUGAGGGGGAGAAAAAGGAAAAGAUGGCCGAAGAGCAGGAGGUAGAAAAGGAGAGGAUAGAGAAAGAAGUGAAGGCAAGAUUGGAAAAAGAACGGCUGGAAAGAGAGAGAAAAGAAAUGCUGGCCAAAGAGCAGGAGUUGGAGAAGGAGAGAGUUGAGAAAGAAACGAUGGAGAAAGAAGUGCAGGCCAGAGUGGAAAAAGAACAACUAGAAAGGGAGAGAAGAGAGAAGCUGGCCAGAGAACAGGAGCUGGAGAAAGAGAGACUGGAGAAAGCUGCAGAAGAGAGACUUCAUCAGGAGAUGCAGAAAGCACACAAUGAAAUACUUGAGAGAGCAAAGAAAGAGAAACAGGCAGAGGAGGCUCGGGAGAGGCUGGCCCAGCUGGAGCGAGUCGUAGAAGAAAGAAAGGCUGCACAGGGGGCUGAGAGGGAAGACGGUGAAGCUUUGAAGAAAGGAGGACGAGACCUCAAAGAGGAUGUUGCUGCUCAGGCGGACUCAAGAGAAGGUGUGGAAGACGGGGCCGUCAAAGCCGGGGCUCAGCCCCAGGGCUCCCACGAGAAAUUCAGGGACCAGGGAGAGAUGGAUCUAAGGCGGAGGCGCAGGGAACUGGGACCCGGAGAAGCUGGAGGGCCCCCGGAGGAGCCCGGGGUGCCCAGGGGGAUGCCGAGGCUAGAGCCCCUGCUGGAGCUGGGGGGCUCCGACCUGCAUGCGGCCCUGGAGGAGCAGCUACUGGCUGGGGCAAUGGUGCACACGCGGCAGAUUAAACAGGCCUCAGAGGACGAGGGAACGAAAUAAAGCAUCAGACGCACACAGAUUCUCACUCAAUGAUCGGGCAGCAAGUUCGACACAUACUGUACAGCUGCAGGAAACUUCUAAUACUGUGGACCGUGAUAUUGUUGCCUUACUUUCUCUCCUUCAGAAAUGUUGUUGACAAAGAGGAACAGUUUCUCUUCCUUGAUACUGUCUACUGUGGAAAUAACAGUCUAUUAAAGAGCAAAGUGCAUGUACAUAUUAACUUAUUUUUGUCUUUAGGGAGGACAAUUUUGAAGAGGUCACUGUUGAAAUGUAUAUAAAUCUAUGCAAAUACCAUUCCAUAGAGUGAUUAGACAGGGAGGAUGUAUUAAUGUUUGUAUUUGAGUCACCCAAGUUCCUUUUUAUUCACCAGCUUUGUGGAGUUUGGCUCUCUGAAGGAUCUGUUGUGCUCUCUCCUGUGCCGAUUUUCUGUUAAAAGUUCAGUUUGUGUGUAUCUCUUACUUUGAGAUGUAAAUAUUGUAAUAUCUGUUACGGUUUAAGGUUUCUUUGAACCUACAUGUACCGCGUAUUGGAUGUAAUGUGGGUUCAGGUGCCUUAGAGUAAGACUUGUUUCACUAUAUUUU